CUUCUUGAAUUCAUAUUUCACAUUCAUAUCAACAUCCCCCAUUCCCCACCCCCCUCUUAUACAAAAACCCAUUAAUACUUCACCAUCAAAAGCAUCAAAAAUAAACCUAAGUUCCUUUUUUCCGAAACUUUCAAAGACGAACACACACUCAAAGUGGGUAUUCAAAUCAAGAAUGCCGAAAAUUCCCAUAAUCAAGAUUCUUCUGGCGUUACUGGUUGUCUUUUCAUGCGUUUGUUCCUCCAUUAAUGGAGCUGUUUCUUACGACGAUAAAGCAAUCAUCAUCAAUGGCAGACGAAGAAUCCUCAUGUCUGGUUCAAUUCAUUACCCACGAAGCACCCCUCAGAUGUGGCCUGAUCUUAUAAAAAAGGCAAAGGAUGGAGGCUUAGAUGUGAUUCAAACUUAUGUCUUUUGGAAUGGGCAUGAACCAUCUCCUGGAAAGUAUAAUUUUGAAGGAAGAUAUGAUUUAGUUAAGUUCAUAAAAACCGUACAAGAAGCGGGUCUCUAUGUUAAUUUACGCAUUGGCCCUUACGUUUGUGCUGAGUGGAAUUUCGGGGGAUUUCCUGUUUGGCUAAAGUAUGUACCGGGUAUGUCUUUCAGAACAGACAACGGACCUUUCAAGAGUGCAAUGCAAAGAUUUACCGAGAAAAUAGUCAGCAUGAUGAAGUCAGAGGAGUUGUUUGAGCCUCAAGGAGGUCCAAUUAUCUUGUCUCAGAUAGAAAAUGAGUAUGGACCUGUGGAAUGGGACAUUGGUGCCCCUGGAAAAGCUUACACAAAAUGGGCAGCUCAAAUGGCAGAUGGCCUUAAAACCGGUGUCCCUUGGAUCAUGUGUAAGCAAGAAGACGCCCCAGAUCCAAUGAUUGACACGUGUAAUGGUUUCUACUGUGAAAAAUUCACUCCUAACAAGCCAUACAAACCUAAAAUGUUUACAGAGCUUUGGACUGGCUGGUUCACGGAAUUUGGUGGUGCGAUUCCUACCAGACCUGUUGAAGAUAUAGCUUAUUCGGUUUUGAGAUUCAUACAAAAUAAUGGUUCUUUCGUCAACUACUAUAUGUAUCAUGGGGGGACAAAUUUUGGGAGGACAGCAGGGGGUCUGUUUAUCACGACAAGCUAUGAUUAUGAUGCGCCUAUUGAUGAAUAUGGUUUACUAAACGAACCAAAAUGGGGGCAUUUAAGGGAUUUACACACAGCCAUAAAAUUAGUUGAGCCGGUUUUAGUUUCAUCUUAUCCUACUGUUACCUAUCCCGGAAAGAAUCAAGAGAUACAUGUAUUUCUACCAAAAAAUGGAGAUUGCGCUGCAUUCCUUUCAAACUACGACCCACAAUUUUCAGCAAAAAUGACAUUUGGAAAUUCCCAAUAUGACCUCCCUCCUUGGUCCAUUAGCAUCCUCCAAGACUGUAAGAAGGAAGUUUUCAACACCGCAAAGGUUAAUGCUCCAAGCACACAAAGAAAGAUGACAUCUGUUGGAUCGUUUUCAUGGCAAUCAUACAAUGAAGAAGCUCCAUCUUCAGAUAGCAGUGAUACUUUAUCAAUGGAGGGGUUAUAUGAACAACUCAAUGUUACUAGAGAUGAAUCUGAUUAUUUAUGGUACCUUACAGAAGUGUAUAUAUCACCGAAUGAACAGUUUCUAAAAACGGGCAGUUCCCUGUGCUUACAGUGAUGUCAGCAGGGCAUGCUUUGCAUGUGUUUAUCAACAAUCAACUCUCGGGAACUGUUUGGGGAUCACUGAAAAAUCCAAAGUUAACGUUUAAUGGUAACGUGAAGUUAAGAGCGGGUGCUAACAAGAUUUCCAUGCUAAGUGUUUCUGUGGGCCUUGCGAAUGUGGGCACACAUUUUGAGACAUACAAUGUUGGGAUCCUAGGUCCGAUUAGUUUAACAGGUUUAAACGAGGGUACACGAGACUUAACAAAACAACAAUGGUCUUAUAAGGUUGGUUUAAAGGGCGAAAGUUUAAGUCUCCAUACGCUUGACGGAAGUUCAUCUGUUGAGUGGCUACAAGGGUCUUUAGUGGCUCAAAAGCAGCCUCUUACUUGGUACAAGACUACAUUCAAUGCACCAGAUGGAAACGAGCCACUAGCUUUAGAUAUGAAUGGGAUGGGAAAAGGUCAAAUGUGGGUCAAUGGGGAGGCAAUAGGGAGACAUUGGGCUGGAAAUAAAGCACGUGGUAAUUGUGGGAAAUGUAGUUACACUGGAAUUUAUAAUGAAAACAAAUGCAAUCGAUAUUGUGGAGAUCCAUCUCAAAGAUGGUAUCACGUUCCACGAUCAUGGUUGAGACCAACGGGUAACUUUUUAGUUGUUUUUGAGGAAUUGGGAGGCAAUCCAGAUUGGAUCACUUUGGUCAAAAGAAGUUAGCAGAAAAAGUCAAAAAGUCAACACCUUGGUAAAUACUAAAUACACGUAAAGAAGAUAUAAAGAUGAAAAUAACGAUUGAUUGGUUAGUAUGUGCAGUUGGAAAUGUAAAGGCAUAUCGCCUGCCAUGUUGGCCAUUUAAAAAAGUGUUGUAUUGUAAUUUGUAAGAGUGUUUAAUUUGUAUAUGCUUUCGACCAAAAUCCAAAAGGCGUUUUAAUUUUAA
This is a messenger RNA of Lactuca saligna, 2569 nucleotides long. The record is from the annotation of a GenBank genome assembly. Lineage: Eukaryota; Viridiplantae; Streptophyta; Magnoliopsida; Asterales; Asteraceae.